Messenger RNA from Aethalodelphis obliquidens (Pacific white-sided dolphin), 1087 nucleotides. RefSeq names its product RAB40B, member RAS oncogene family (gene RAB40B). Gene Ontology annotation, molecular function: GTP binding; GTPase activity. The record is from RefSeq and is a predicted model, not a curated record. Lineage: Eukaryota; Metazoa; Chordata; Mammalia; Artiodactyla; Delphinidae. Gene Ontology annotation, biological process: intracellular signal transduction.
UGCGAGCUGUCAGGCAUCAGGGACCGCGGGGACAGCAGCCCUCCAAGGACUGCGGGGCCAGCGCGGCGCUGGUCUGCCCUGCCGCCGCCUCUGAGCUGUCCCGCGGGCCGGGCAUGAGCGCGGGCGCCGGUGCGGCAAGAUGAGCACCGGGGGCAGCCCGGUUCGCGCCUAUGAUUUCCUGCUCAAGUUCCUGCUGGUGGGCGAUAGCGACGUGGGCAAGGGCGAGAUCCUGGCGAGCCUGCAGGACGGUGCGGCCGAGUCCCCGUACGGUCACCCCGCGGGCAUCGACUACAAGACCACCACCAUCCUGCUGGACGGCCGGCGGGUGAAGCUGCAGCUCUGGGAUACGUCGGGUCAGGGAAGAUUUUGUACCAUAUUCCGCUCCUACUCUCGGGGCGCACAGGGUGUGAUCCUGGUCUACGACAUCGCAAACCGCUGGUCCUUUGAUGGCAUCGACCGGUGGAUUAAGGAGAUCAAUGAGCACGCCCCGGGGGUCCCUAAAAUCCUGGUGGGGAACCGCCUGCACCUGGCUUUCAAGCGGCAGGUCCCCACGGAACAGGCCCAGGCCUAUGCGGAGCGCCUGGGUGUGACAUUCUUCGAGGUCAGCCCGCUGUGCAAUUUCAACGUCACUGAGUCCUUUAUGGAGCUGGCCAGGAUUGUGCUGCUGCGGCAUGGGAUGGACCGGCUCUGGAGGCCAAGCAAGGUACUGAGCUUGCAGGACCUGUGCUGCCGGGCAGUGGUGUCCUGCACGCCCGUGCACCUGGUGGACAGGCUGCCACUGCCCACGGCCCUCAGGAGCCACCUCAAGUCCUUCUCGAUGGCCAGCGGCCUGAAUGCCAGGGUGAUGCACGGCCGCCCCUGUUCCCUCGCCACCAGCUCCAGUCACAAGAGGACCAGCCUCCGAAAAGCGAAGGCUGCCCACCUUCCCCAGAGCCCCCCCAAACGCUGCACCAGAAACAGCUGCAAAGUCUCCUGAGGAGGGCGCGAGGCAGAGGAGUGGCACAGGUGGGAGGCAGGAGGCCGCUCUGGAUGCAGACACCCGCCAAUGUCACGGUGACCACGCGGCCCUGAGCAAUGAAACUGCGGC